Messenger RNA from Trachymyrmex cornetzi, 2374 nucleotides. Its product is annotated as peptidyl-prolyl cis-trans isomerase-like 4. Gene Ontology annotation, biological process: protein peptidyl-prolyl isomerization. Lineage: Eukaryota; Metazoa; Arthropoda; Insecta; Hymenoptera; Formicidae. The record is from RefSeq and is a predicted model, not a curated record. The coding region runs from base 197 to 1717 and encodes 506 amino acids. The transcript has 5 exons. Gene Ontology annotation, molecular function: RNA binding; peptidyl-prolyl cis-trans isomerase activity. Gene Ontology annotation, cellular component: nucleus.
UACACUGAUAUAUACAAAUUCAUUAAAGAAGGUUGAAAAAUUGUGUGAAACAGAUGAUUAGAGAAAUAAUAACAUAAAGCAAGAGACCUUUUGCUGUACCCUAAGGUGAUAAAAGGCACUUCCAACCAGAGGGAUCAACUAAAAAAGGGAAAGAUUGAGAUUACUGUUUAACAAUUAAAAAAUUUAUAAGGAAAACAUGGCUGUAGUGAUAGAAACUACCAUAGGAGAUUUUACAGUGGAUCUGUACACUGAGGAACGUCCUCAAACCACGCGGAAUUUUCUGAAGCUGUGCAAACUAAAAUACUACAACUGGAAUCUUUUCCAUUCGGUGCAAACCAACUUCAUCGCACAGACCGGUGAUCCAACUGGUACUGGAAAGGGCGGAGAGAGCGUAUACGGAAUUGUACUAGGCGAGAAGGCCCAUUACUAUGAGGCCGAACAGAUGCCAAAGAUCAAACAUAGCCGUGUAGGUUUGCUGUCCAUGGUGAAUUGUGGUAACAACAUGCUGGGCUCCCAGUUCUUCAUCACGCUGGGGUCAGAGCUGCAAUCCUUGGACAGUGAACAUUGCGUGUUCGGAGAGAUAACAGAAGGAUUAGAAGUGAUUCUCAAAUUUAACGAGACCAUCUGCGACGGAGAUCAAAGGCCGUAUCAGGACAUAAGGAUAUCUCAUACUGUCAUCUUGGAAGAUCCGUUUGACGAUCCUGUGGGAUUUGUAGUUCCAGACAGAAGUCCAGAACCUACAAAGGAAGCUCUAAUGAGCGAUAGAAUUGGAGCAGAUGAAGCAAUCGACGAUACCGGCGGCAUGACCACGGAAGAGAUCAUGGAAAUGCAGAAGAACAAGGAAGCGAAGGCGAGAGCCACGAUAUUAGAAAUUGUGGGUGAUAUACCGGACGCGGAUAUUGCCCCGCCGGAAAAUGUCUUGUUUGUCUGUAAAUUAAAUCCAGUCACGAAUGACGACGAUCUCGAAAUUAUCUUCAGUCGUUUCGGAAAAAUUGUUGGUUGUGAAGUUAUAAGAGAUCAUCAAACGGGCGACUCCCUGCAGUAUGCAUUCAUCGAAUUCGCCGAUCGUAAGAGCUGCGAGGAUGCAUAUUUCAAGAUGGACAACGUUCUGAUCGACGACCGAAGGAUACAUGUGGAUUUCUCGCAAUCAGUCGCGAAGAUGCGUUGGCGUGGCAAAGGAAAAGGUAUCCGGUAUUUCGACGAGGACGACAAGCCGAAGAAACGCGAGGACAAUUAUUCAUCCUCGAGGAAACCUGACGCAUCGCACGAUAAGAGUCAUGAUAACGGUAAAAAUAAAGAGGAAGGAAAAAGAAAGGAGAGCGAUAAAGAUCGUGGUUCCGAAUACAGAAAACACGAGCGCCGAAGAGAAGACAGAGAUAUCAGAGACAGAAGAAAGGAAGAUAGAUCGUAUGAUGACUAUCAUGAGAGAAAUAAGUACGAUAGCGAGCGAAAAGAUAGAAGAAGAAGGGAGGAACGACGAGAUAGGGAUAGAAGUGAUCAGAGGAGAGGUCACAGCGAAGAUAGAUCGGAAAGAAGAAGCAAGAAGGACGAAAACAGCGACCGAAGAAGAGAUCACAGCGAAGAGAGAUCGGAAAGGAGAGGUAAAAGAGACGAUGACAGGCAACGUCGGUAUCGUGAUAACGAGAGGAAAAGACCGGACGACGAUGAUGAUACGAGAUACAGAGACAGAUCGCACAAGCAUAAAAGAAAACGGUGAAAGAAAAUAAGACAUGAGAGGGCUAGAGAAGCAUUAAAGCUACGUAUUCACUAAAGCAGGCCUGUCCAAUUUGAGCUCCGGAGCCAAAACGCAAAUUUAUCGACGCAAAAAAAUUCAAUAUGAAUAAGAUUUCGGGGACUGUAUUGAUACGCAUCUAAGUGAUGCUUAUAAACACUUUACGGUUCUAAAAUCAAGAGACACGGUAGUGUCUCGCGCCAAGUGGGCGCGCAGCGCGAGACAUGCAUGUCUUUACGCGAGUUUUUACUAACAUUGAAUUUUUUUACGUUAAUGGCUUUGUGUUUUGGCACCGGAACUCAAAUUGCACUAAAGGAACAUAGAGUAGCAUUUGCAUUUCUAUUACCUGUUUCCGUGAAAGUUCCAAUAUGCUUCUCGAUGUUCCCCAUCGUCGCCAGGAACAGAAACAUGAGAUACCUAACUCUAUAUAGAAGCAGCAUUACAUCUCAUGAGUUUAUUUGGUGGAGACAAAUUGUUUCAGUUGUCAGCAACAAUAGGCAACAAAAAGUUCCUCAACGUUCCUUUAGUGGAGUUUAAGAUAUAUCUAUAAUAAGACCGUUCUUAUAUUUGAAAAAUAUAAAUGUUGUAAAUGCAGUUCCAAGAUGUGAUAUAAACUAUAAGUAACAAUAGAAAACAAGACCG